Priceomyces carsonii is the source of this 1203-nucleotide messenger RNA. RefSeq names its product Aat22p (gene AAT22). Lineage: Eukaryota; Fungi; Ascomycota; Pichiomycetes; Serinales; Debaryomycetaceae. Gene Ontology annotation, biological process: L-aspartate biosynthetic process. Gene Ontology annotation, molecular function: pyridoxal phosphate binding; L-aspartate:2-oxoglutarate transaminase activity. Bases 1 to 1203 code for a protein of 400 amino acids. Gene Ontology annotation, cellular component: cytosol. The transcript has a single exon. The record is from RefSeq and is a predicted model, not a curated record.
AUGUCACUUUUCGGAAAUCUUGAAUAUCUGGCUCCAGAUGAGUUUAAUGACAUCAGAUUAAAGCUUGCAAAUGAUGACAGUGAUUGCAAAAUCGACAUAAGCGCCGGGGUAUAUAGAGACGAAAAAGGCAAACCAUAUGUAUUGCCUUCAAUAAGAAAAGCGAAGGAUCUUUUGCAUUUGAGCAAGGAGGGCCAUGACUACAAUCUCUGCUUAGGAAUACCUGAUUUUGUACAAUGUGCAGCUCGUAUUGCUGUGGGCGAAAGUGCAAUGAAAGAAGGUAAAGUUGCAUCAUGUCAGACUAUUGGAGGAACAGGAGCUUGUCAUUUAGGUUCUGCUUUCUUAGCUCAGUAUUGUGGUUUCAAAAAUUUUUAUCUUGGGAUUCCAGCAUGGCCCAACUAUAUACCUUUGAUCGAACAAGCUGGAGGGAAGAUAAUCACUUACAACUACUACGAUCCUGAAAAAAAAACAGUCGAUUUUAGCUCAUUGGUAGACGCUAUGAAUUGUGCACCAAAAAAUUCGGUUUUCAUUUUACAGCUAUGCUGUCAUAAUCCCACUGGUACUGACUUAACUAGAGAGCAAUGGGCUACACUUGCUUCAAUAAUGAAAAUAAGAGGGCUCAUUCCUUUUAUUGAUGGUGCCUAUCAGGGACUUGCUUCUGGCUCGUUAGAAGAAGAUGCUUGGCCUGUGCGAAUGCUUAUUAAUACUGGAUUAGACAUCUUAUUUUGUCAGUCAUUUUCGAAGAGUUUGGGGCUUUAUGGAGAAAGAGUUGGUUGCCUUCACAUUGUCUCACAAAAUCCAACAUUUACAGACGUGGUGAGAGAUACGAUUCGAUAUAUUUUCAGAGCUGAGUGCUCUAGCUCUCCAGCUUUUGGCGCUAGAUUGGUUUCACAAGUAUCAAACAGUCCAGAAUUGAUGAGUCAAUGGAAUGAUGAUCUAGAAAAAAUCUUCUGCAGAUUAAAUACGAUUCGCCAGAUGGUUUAUGACACCUUGACUACGAAGUACGAAACCCCAGGAAACUGGGAGUUCAUAAAGACUCAAAAGGGCCUUUUCUGGUUUUCCGGAUUGGGCCCGGAACAAGUAAAGAAAAUGAUUGAAGAAUUUCAUAUUUAUCUUCCCAGAAAUGGAAGAAUUAAUAUUGCUGGUCUAAAUGAUAAUAAUGUGCAAUUGUUUUGUUCCAUUUUUGACAGAAUAAUUAAAAAUUAG